This is a messenger RNA of Fraxinus pennsylvanica, 972 nucleotides long. The record is from the annotation of a GenBank genome assembly. NCBI's taxonomy places the organism in Eukaryota, Viridiplantae, Streptophyta, Magnoliopsida, Lamiales, Oleaceae.
AUGAAAGAUGAUGGUGGUUCAGUUAGUGGUGAUGGGAUUCCAAAUGGAGUGAGGAAUUACUUGGAGGAGCACGUGCAAUUGAUUAGGCAGAUUAAGAGUAAGAAGGACUAUUACUCGAUUCUUGGUGUGGAGAAGAGUUGUUCUGUUGAGGAUAUAAGGAAAUCAUACAGGAAGUUGUCGCUGAAAGUCCAUCCUGAUAAGAAUAAGGCACCAGGGUCAGAGGAGGCAUUUAAGAAAGUUAGCAAGGCGUUCAAGUGUUUGAGUGAAGAUGACUCGAGGAGGCAAUAUGAUCAGACAGGGUUAGUCGAGGAGUUUGAGUAUAAUCAGCAGUACAACGUUAGGCAAAGGAGAAGGAGAACUGGGAAUGACUUCUUUGCUGAUGAUUUUGAUCCUAACGAUGUUUUCAGGGCGUUCUUUGGUCAGAAUGACAUGUUCAGGAAUGCCCAUGUUUACAGGACUAGAACAAAUGGACCCGGUGGUCAUCAGAGGGAAGAUUUGGGUGGUAUUGGUCCUAAUUUGAUGUUGCUUCUUCAGUUAGUGCCAUUUUUGAUAAUCAUCUUGCUUGCUUAUCUUCCGAUCUCAGAGCCUGAGUAUUCUUUGCAAAGGAACUAUUCUUAUGAGUUUAUGAAAACGACAGAAAAACAUGGGGUGGAGUUUUUCGUUAAAUCAACUGACUUUGAUGAAAAUUAUCCACUUGGAAGCUCUGCUCGAAAUGACAUUGAAAAUAAUGCUAGAAACUUUAAUGGCGUGAAGAAAGCUGCAGAAGCUUUCCACUGGCUUAUGCUCUUGGACAUAUUGUGCGUGGACAUUUGGGCUUUACUGCUGUGGGUUAUAAGUGCUGGUUCAGGGUCAUUACAUGUACGUGGAAUUAUGCUAUUUAUUAUACCAGCUCAUCUAGGCCUUGCACAGCAAGAUUUAAUUCCGAGUUUGAUUCUUGUGUCUUCUGAAGUUGAAUCUGAAGAUUGCCAUUAA